Molecule: messenger RNA, 201 nt
Organism: Knipowitschia caucasica
Lineage: Eukaryota; Metazoa; Chordata; Actinopteri; Gobiiformes; Gobiidae
Source: the annotation of a GenBank genome assembly
AUGCCACCGCUGUUUGUGGUUUUAGAAACUGCUUGUUCUCUGAGCUUGAUGGACAGCGGCAGCCAGCUGAGUAACCUGACAGUGUUGGACUUGCGGCACAUCUCGGAGCUCAACAACGAGACGGUGAUGGAAGUGGUGAGGAAGUGUCGGAAUCUCAGCUCGCUCAACCUCUGCCUCAACUGGAGCAUCAACGACAAGUGA